ACUCGGCCAGGUGGUGAUUGGUCAGUCACAGUGGUUCCUCCCGCUCUCCGGUACCUCGGAGCAGAACUCUCCCAUGAUCUGUUGCUCAUCUCUGCGGAGGAAUCCUGCACUCAUGUUGAAAAUGCAUGUGCUCUGGAUGGUGAGCCAAGCUUCCCGAGCAGGGCCUCCAGUGUGCCUGAGCUUUGCUCGAUACCUCAGCAGCACAGCUCCAAAAGCCUGCUACAAAUAUGUAAAUGUAAAGGAGGAGCCAACAGACAUGAAAUCUAUCACAGACAAAGCUGCACAGACCCUGCUGUGGACAGAGCUCAUACGAGGCUUGGCUAUGACUAUGAGCUACCUCUUUAGGGAACCUGCCACUAUUAACUAUCCCUUUGAGAAGGGUCCCCUGAGCCCACGCUUCCGCGGAGAGCAUGCACUACGCCGAUAUCCAUCUGGAGAGGAGAGAUGCAUUGCUUGCAAGCUCUGUGAGGCUAUCUGCCCAGCACAGGCAAUCACCAUUGAGGCAGAGCCCCGUGCGGAUGGCAGCCGGAGAACCACUCGCUAUGAUAUUGACAUGACUAAGUGUAUCUAUUGUGGAUUCUGUCAGGAAGCCUGUCCCGUUGAUGCCAUUGUAGAGGGCCCCAACUUUGAAUUCUCCACUGAGACACAUGAGGAGCUUUUGUACAACAAAGAGAAACUGCUGAACAACGGUGACAAGUGGGAAGCUGAGAUUGCUGCGAACAUUCAGGCUGACUACUUGUACCGAUGAUGGAGCACUUAUCUUAACCCUUGAGAAUUCUACCCAGCAAGUCCAGUAGAGGCCAAACCUGCAAUAAACAGCAUGCACCCAC
Messenger RNA from Sphaerodactylus townsendi, 830 nucleotides. RefSeq names its product NADH:ubiquinone oxidoreductase core subunit S8 (gene NDUFS8). Bases 74 to 748 code for a protein of 224 amino acids. Gene Ontology annotation, cellular component: membrane. Gene Ontology annotation, biological process: mitochondrial respiratory chain complex I assembly; mitochondrial electron transport, NADH to ubiquinone. Gene Ontology annotation, molecular function: NADH dehydrogenase activity; 4 iron, 4 sulfur cluster binding. Lineage: Eukaryota; Metazoa; Chordata; Lepidosauria; Squamata; Sphaerodactylidae. The record is from RefSeq and is a predicted model, not a curated record. The transcript has 7 exons.